Molecule: messenger RNA, 1961 nt
Organism: Ixodes scapularis (black-legged tick)
Lineage: Eukaryota; Metazoa; Arthropoda; Arachnida; Ixodida; Ixodidae
Product: cytochrome P450 3A9
Exons: 14
Coding region: 41-1540 (499 amino acids)
Molecular function (GO): heme binding; oxidoreductase activity, acting on paired donors, with incorporation or reduction of molecular oxygen; monooxygenase activity
Source: RefSeq, a predicted model, not a curated record
UCCCUCUGGGAGCAGUGUAUGUUAUGAACAAACCUCAACCAUGUCAGUCACAAUCAUCUUGCUCGUUGUCUUUGUGACACUUCUGUUCUGGAAAGUGCACAGGACCUUUAGUUUCUGGAACGACAAAGGCAUACCACAUGUUGGAGCUUUUGACUACCUGCUCUACGCGUACGACAUUUUUACAAAGCCCAUGUACGAGGCUGUACGCAAGCACUACAAGCGUCAUGGACGAUUUUACGGAUCCUACCAGGGCCUCGCUCCCAGCCUGUAUGUUGCAGAACCUGAAGUCCUCGCCGAAGUAUUUGUCAAAAAAUUCAAGUCAUUUGCGGACAGAACGAUCGGACAAAAGCUGGGGAACAGUCUGAGACAGAAAUCCAUCUUUAAUCUCUCCGGAGACGAGUGGAAGCACGCCCGCUACAUCCUUUCGCCCGCCUUCACGGGAAACAAACUCAAGGCAGCAGUUCCGAGGAUUGUUAAGGUCACCGAGAGGUUGACGGCCCGCUUAAUAGAACAUGCCAAGAACGGAACUCCGGCUGCUGCAAACGAGCUCCUCCAUAGCUGCGCGAGAGACACGACAGCCGCCGUUGUGUUCAGCUUCGACAUGGACAGUCACGUGGACAAGAAGCAUCCCCUGAUGGUCUGCUUCGAGAAGCUGUUCGCUGAAGUGGUUCCCAGCUGGAAAGUGCUGCUCCUGUUUACGAUGCCCACCAUCUUCAGGCAUCUCCGGCCGAAGAUCGAAGCCAAAGGGGACACGGAUGACUUGAUUCAUUUUGUGGGGCUGAUGGCCGAUGACCGAAAGAGCAAACAAAAGAAAGAAGACGACAUCCUGCAGAUGUUCCUCGACAGCGGGUAUGUGGAUAGCAACGGGAACGUAGUCCCAGCCGUGAAACCUCCUCCCGAUGGCGAAAAACCCCUGACGAUCGUGGACAUCACCGCCCAGUGCCGACUCUUCUUCGUUGCUGGUACCGACACCGUGAUGGCGGCUAUGAUGGCCCUGGCGUACCUGCUCGCUUUGAACUCGGAAUGUCAAGAGAAGCUCAUCAAUGAAAUUGACGCUGCCGUGAAAAAAGAUGGGGUAACAUACGAGAGCAUUCAGUCCAUGGUGUACCUUGAAGCCUGUGCAAAGGAAGCGAUGCGAAUGUACCCAGCUGCUAUGUUCCUGAUGAGGACUUGUACUGAAGAAACGACGCUCGCUGGAAUCAACUUCAAACCUGGAAUGAAUGUGGAUAUACCAAUUGCCGGCAUCCACUAUGACCCGGAGUUCUACCCUGACCCCGAAUCGUUCAAACCGGAAAGAUUCCUGCCUGAAAACAAGGAUUCCCACACACCGUACACGUACCUUCCAUUUGGAAGUGGGCCAAGAAAUUGCGUGGGAAUUCGGAUGGGGUAUCUGAUAGUGAAGGUGGUUUUCGCCUGCCUGCUACAACACGUCAAGUUUGGCACCUGUCCUGAAACGAUGAUUCCUUUGAAGCUGAAACCAAGGUGUCUUCUGCCACUGCCAAGACGACGUGUAAUGCUUCAGGUUUACUCGCGCACUUAGUGGUCAACAUGGAUGCUAUCAUCUUUAUUUGUAUGGCCAUUCCGUUAUCACACUCAAUAUGACAUGAAACACCAAAUCCCGUAUUAAUCUACAUUUAAAGUCGCUACAAGUUUUUUCUUUUUUUUUUAAUGUAUCAAAAAUACUGAAGUUUGGGAGACCACCUUCUCAUUCCGUUCCUCGUUCGAACCUUAACUCUCUAAAAAAAAACUUGCAGAGGCGCGGGAAAAGCAAGGACUGUCUCAGCUCAUAUUGAACUCAAUAUUGCAUAUGCUUGAGGCGGGAUAUGGCAAUGGAGGUUGCAUAGCGCAGAGCUGUAUGAACUAUUUCGGGUUUAAAUGACAAGAAUGUUGUCAUUGUGUAAAAAUGUAAAAAAAACAAUGAUUUUGUGUAAAUAAAUAAAGUUCGUAUUAGAAUGUUUUUA